Acanthopagrus latus (yellowfin seabream) is the source of this 1035-nucleotide messenger RNA. RefSeq names its product claudin 15-like a (gene cldn15la). Gene Ontology annotation, cellular component: bicellular tight junction; plasma membrane. Gene Ontology annotation, molecular function: structural molecule activity. Gene Ontology annotation, biological process: cell adhesion; bicellular tight junction assembly. Lineage: Eukaryota; Metazoa; Chordata; Actinopteri; Spariformes; Sparidae. The transcript is spliced from 5 exons. Bases 155 to 799 code for a protein of 214 amino acids. The record is from RefSeq and is a predicted model, not a curated record.
CCACAGACAUCAGAUGAACAAGAACAACUGCAGCAGAGACACCAGAGCCUCCGACUGACUGACUGACUCCCACUGAGGCCCUGUCACCCCGCUCUGCUUACGCUGGUCGGACUUCUUUGUGCCACCUGAAGAGUUCUCUGUAAACGCUGCCAUCAUGUCGACGGCUUUGGAAACGACGGGGUUCAUCAUGAGCCUGAUCAGCUGGCUGGUCACCGGAGCGUCGCUGGUUAACGACUACUGGAAGAUUUCCACCAUCUCCGGCAGCGUCAUCAUCUCCCUGAGGCAGUUUGAGAACCUGUGGCACUCCUGCGCCGAAAACAGCGCCGGCAUCGCCGAGUGUAGGGACUUUGAGUCGAUGCUCGCCCUCCCAGGUCACGUGCAGGCGUGUCGCGCUCUGAUGAUCAUCUCUCUGCUGUUAGGCCUCGGCUCCAUCAUCGUCGCUCUGCUCGGACUCAAGUGCAUCAAGAUCGGCUCGGCCACCGAACAAUCCAAGGCCAAGACCGCCGUCACCGGAGGAAUCCUCAGCGUCCUCGCUGGUCUGUGCUGCAUGGUUGCAGUUUCCUGGUACGCCUACAGAGUCGUGCAGGACUUCUACGACCCGUUCUACGGAGGCAUGAAGUUUGAGCUGGGCACCGGCCUGUUCUUGGGAUGGGGCGCAGCCAGUCUGAACAUUCUGGGUGGAGCUUUACUCUGCUCCGCCUGUAAAAAAGUGUCAUCUGGAGCCAAGAGAGGUUACCCACAGGGGAAGGUCUACACAGCUACAGCCAAGUCAGAUCCAGACGCCCGAGCUUACGUCUAAACACGCGUGUCGUCACCGUCUUUGCUCUCUGAAGGACACUGUGAAGGCUCGCUGUCAUUUACUGGACCGGACCGGACCUCGACCCGGUCCUGAAUGUAAAUGCAUGUAAACUACUUUAACAAAAGUAUAACCCCACAAAUAAGUUGUUGUUUUUUUUUUUGAGGGGACCAGAUGUUUGUUCCAGAUGUGACUGUGAUGAUAUCAAACACACACACACACACACAUCCAUGCCCACA